CUGAUCACGCUUCUUGUGAACAGCGAUGGCUUCUACAAGAUGAGCAGACUCUAUAUGACACCAGACAGUUAUUUCUUCAAAGUGAACAUCUUAGUGUUGGACACAUACAGAUGCACCAAGCCAUGCCCAGACAUAAAACUUGGCAGUAGGUACAUAAUCAUGGGUCAAAUUUAUCACCGACGUCGACACCUUUCCAACGACCUUUUGGGUAUCGUCGGAGGAAAACUCAAGCCUGGAGACGGCCUCCUCCGUAGCAACAACUACGUAAAGAGGUAUAACAAGAGAAGACACCAGAAGGCUCAAGAGGCCACACGUUCAAAGUGUAGGUGA
Chanos chanos (milkfish) is the source of this 330-nucleotide messenger RNA. Its product is annotated as UPF0450 protein C17orf58 homolog. The record is from RefSeq and is a predicted model, not a curated record. NCBI's taxonomy places the organism in Eukaryota, Metazoa, Chordata, Actinopteri, Gonorynchiformes, Chanidae. The transcript has 2 exons. The coding region runs from base 40 to 330 and encodes 96 amino acids.